UUAAUCAGUUACAUUGUGUAAAUUACUUAGUACUUCAUAUAUAUCGAAUAUUUAUACGUGCGAUGAUCUAUACUUCAUUUUAUGUUAAUUGGAAUACGUAUAUAUAAUAAAUAUAUGACUGAUUGGCUAUUCAUUUAAUUACAUCUUUUUGUUUUGUUGUUGUGCCAACGAUUCGUGUAUGAAGUUUAGUCUUCAACAUAAAUAUGUUGAAAUGCAUCGUUGAUGAGGGACACAUAACACAUACGAAACCAAUCAUAAAAUAAUUUAUUCUGACACGCUAAACACUUGCCCUAGCCACGUGUUCAAAUCCUGACUUUCCUCUUCUAUCUCUCAUACUUUCAAACUUUCAGCAUAUAACUCUUUUUCCCAUCUUUUAUACAUCAAAACACCAUAAAUGAACAGCUAAACUACUAACCCUACCGGAGAGAUAGAGAGAUGAAGACAGACUACGGAAAGCAGCGGGAAGCUUCUGCUUGCGAUGAUGUUACGGAUCAAGACAAGACCGUUGUAAGCAGGAUAAUGCAACGGUUCCGUCCAAUCGCACCAAAACCACCUGUCGGCGAAUCUUCUGACAACACAAAGAGUUGCAGAUUCCUCCGAAGAAACCGAAGAUCUAAACGAAAGUAUGUUAGGGUUCGGAAUAAAAACAUUAGUAGUGGUAGCAGUAAUAAUAAUAAAGAUAUGAGAUGUAGUAAUAAGAAAGCUUGCGGCGAUGGAGAGAAGAUAAAGACGGAUCUUGAUGAAGAGAUAGGCGGUGAGGAUAAGAGCGAUAUCGUCACACUUCAGUUGCUUCCGGAUAAGGAUAAAGAUCAUCAAGCUGGUAAGGAUAAUACGGAUCCGAGUGCUAUGGAUCCAAGAACGAGUUUAAAUAUAUCAUCAUCUUUAGAUCGGACGGUGGUGGAGUCGUGGUUGACGGUAGAGUGUGUGAAUAACACAUGUACUGAACUGGGAGGGUAUCACAAGCUACAGCUAAGCCGUAUGAAUGAGGGGGAGGAGAUAGUGAUGAGGAUGCUGUAUUUUGACACGUGUCCUUGGUUAGUUUCUGAUGGAUCAAACCGGGUCUAUUGGAUCAACCGGGCGUACCGGAAUAUGUUGGGAGAUCCGAAUGCAGAGGUGACUAUCAAAGUAUGGCUGGUGGUGGCGACGGACCUUAUGGAAGAGAUGUCGUGCAUGGUGGAGUCGUACGGUGCGGUGACAUGCAGGGUUAGGGUUCGGUAUGAUACGUCGACGUGGAGGAAUGAGAAGAGUCACUCGGAGUCAGAAGUGAAGAUGACUGUGCCGUGUGAUGUAUGGAGGAUGGGAUCAUCAGGUGGGUUGGCUUGGAGAUUAGAUGUUGAAUCAGCUCUAACACUUGGAAGGUAACUGAAAACAGAACCAAUGGUAAGCAACAUUACACUAUGAAAGCAGCUUAUAUAUAUGCAUGCAUGUAUAUAUACUAAGACUUGUGACUAAAUUUCACCAGAGUUUUAUCCAGCUCCGGCUUUUAGUACUAUUGUAUGAGAAGAUCCGAAGAUUGAUAGAAUAUCACCAUGGAUUAAUUAUCUUAUUUUCGUGUUCCAAAUAUACUGGAUGGUGUUGCUUUGAUGUAAAUGUCUUUUCAUAUAACUAUGGCGUGUAAAGAAAAUGUGUAGGCAAGAUAAUUAUCUGACAAGUGAUUUGCAUUUUAGAUGAUCAGAGCAACAGAAUAUUUGAGUAUAUAUGUUUCUGCAGAAUAAUCAUAAAACAAAUGUAAUCUAAUUUUAGUAGAUUCACGGUAUUGUAUAUUAAGUCAUAGAAUAUAGCAGACUUUUAAAAAUGUAAAUAUGAAUGUUCGAAAAUAAUAGACGGAUAAUCACGUACUGACGUACGUAAAAAAAUGGUAUAUCAUUCAUCACUUUAGGAUCAUAAUCCCGUGAGAAAUAAAUAAGGUAAGGUAUUGUAGUAAAACUAUAUCCAGUGUAUUUUGAUAUUCUUUAUUUUAAAAUAGAAAAAUUUUAUAAUAGAGAUUUGUUCCAAUGUAAUUUUUUAAAAUAUCAGUUUCUAAAUAUAUAGUAAAAUAUAGAAAAUGUUAUUUACU
Molecule: messenger RNA, 2056 nt
Organism: Brassica napus (rape)
Lineage: Eukaryota; Viridiplantae; Streptophyta; Magnoliopsida; Brassicales; Brassicaceae
Exons: 1
Coding region: 436-1362 (308 amino acids)
Source: RefSeq, a predicted model, not a curated record